Molecule: messenger RNA, 2565 nt
Organism: Orbilia oligospora ATCC 24927
Lineage: Eukaryota; Fungi; Ascomycota; Orbiliomycetes; Orbiliales; Orbiliaceae
Exons: 13
Coding region: 1-2565 (854 amino acids)
Source: RefSeq, a predicted model, not a curated record
AUGUACUCCAAUAGAUUUUUGCGUACAGGUCGGCUCAAAUGGCAUGUGGGUUCAUAUCCUGCUCAGCUCCGGCGACCACCUGCCCGCAGUUCAAGGCUGCAUACGCGGGCUGCAUCGGCAGAGGCUAAAGUUUCUCCACACGAGACUGAACAACGGCUGAAUCGUAUCCUGUUGGAGGGGAAGGGAUUCCUAGCAGAGAUAAAGUCCCCAUUGGAACACAUGCAAAGAAGUGGGCUGCUCGAUGUUCAGGGUGAAAACAUUUUGAAGCGAGUACAGGCUGCUGAACGGGCCGACUUUUCGGCAACCGCAGUGCUGGCUUUUGUAGGCGAUAGUGGUGUGGGGAAAUCAAAACUGCUGACUGCUGUCUUGGGUGAGCCCAAUAUUCUCCCAACUGUAAGGCCGCCGCUCUUUUCACGCAGAGAAGUAAACAAGCUAACAGGUCAGUCUGGCCUUCAUGCUUGUACCUCAUUUCCAAUUGAAAUCCGCCAAAUAGAAGGGGGUAAGAAAGGCUACCGUGUUGAAACAGAGUUUCUACAGCAGAGUGAAUUGGAAUCCGAGAUGCGUGCUGUUAUUCAUGAUGUGGACGGAGCAGACUCAAAUGUGUCUCCUAAUAAACCUUCCACCACGGACGCCCAAAAGAUUGCGUUCGCCAAACUCAAGGCUCUCUUCCCUGGUAUAUCUAAUUUUGCAGAUAUCCCGCAAAGAGUUGACGAGCUAUAUAAAUCACACCAAAAUCUGGAGUUCGGGACCUAUAAUCUUGAGACGAAUUCUCGGGUUGAAGUAGUUGAAUACAUGCGGUCUUUGGUGCCAGUUACAACUAGGGAGGAGGAGGAGACGACUUUAUGGCCACUUGUUAAAGUCGUCAAGCUCUAUCUUGAUUCCGAGGCCCUUAAAACCGGUGCGAUACUUGUAGACCUACCCGGGCUUCGGGAUUCCAAUGCCGCGCGGACAGCAGUUACCCGGCAGUACAUGACCCAAGCAAAUGAGAUAGUUGUUGUUACUAGGCUCACGAGAGCUGUGACCGACGAAACGACUGGGGAGUUAUCUAGAGAGGGUUACAUAAAACGGUUAAAGCAUGAUGGAAGAAGGCAUUUAACCAUUGUCUGCACCUGCAGUGAUCAUUUUGAACCUAGUGAUGCAGCUGAGGACUUCAAAGACGACAAGGAGUUUUGUAAAAAAUACCAUUCGUUGAAUAACGAAAUCGAGGCUCGGUAUUUGAGCCUAGACUCAGAGAGGCAGAAGCGUCAAAACGUCGUCAAAGAGGAGAUAUUAGCCCUUGAAACAAGUCUCCAAAAUUUAUGCAUUGAGGCGCGAGACAAAUAUGCCGUUGAGUCGAUAUCUAAAACUUACUCCAAACUUCUGAGCGAGGAUACUUCAAUAAGGUGUUUUGUGACAUCUUCCAAGCACUACCUUGGGCAUUUCUCGCCGCGCAAGAGGCUUGGGAUCAUGAACAUCGACCAAACGCAGAUACCAAUGCUGCGGGACUACUGUGCUUCAGCGCCGUUAGAACAAAAGUCGGCUUUGGCAGCGCAAUUUGUACAAAGUAUCUGGGAUAUACAGGCUCUGGCGAGGCUAUUUGCAAGCAAUGAUGGUACAGGUAUGAGCGAAACGGGAAGGCGGAAAGCAAAGACCGAAAUGAAUAAAGCUUUUAUGGCGUUAUCGGAUAGCCUUAAUAAUGAAUCGCUUGUCUUUGCAACGAAUAUCCGGAAUCAGGUGCAACUUUUCCUGGACAGUCUUUCCCCUGUCAUAGUAAAAGGAGAGAAACAUUCUUUACAGUUGCAUGAAACUUUGGUCAAGCAAAACAGAUUUCAAGCUGUUAAAUCCGCGUAUCUACACCAUGGAGAGUCAUCUACUGGAAAGCUGAAGAAUCUCAAUGAACAAUUCAUUUCCCCGUUGGGCGCCGAGGUUGACAUUCUAUGGGAAGCAUUUAUAACGAAGACCGAAGACCACCUGAAAGCUUGGAAUUUGCAGGUUCUGCAGCUCCUAGAAGAGUUUGAAGUGGUGUGGCAGAGCUGCAUCGACGUAAACUUUGAGAGUAGUCCGAAGGGUCGGGCGGCAUCGAUUAAAUUGCUUGAAGAGUUCUUGACACCACGAAUUGAACGUGCUCAGGCUGUAGCGAUGAAGUUUUGCAGCCAGCUGAUUGAUGACCAAAGACCUGUGCGCCGACUUUUUUUACUCCCGGAUCACUUGACGGAUCUCCUGCGUCCUGGAUACGAAAAAGCCAUUGCAGAGGGGAAAGGUUCUGGCGCUUUGGAGAGAAUGACAAAGGUUUUUGACGACUACAUUCGAACAGCACGUGUUUUCGACAUUCUUGCCAACGACAUAAAAAAGGAGGUUGAAGCUAUUCAAGGCCGGUUUGAAAAAAUGUGUAAGAAUUGGGUUCGGACAAGCGUAGAAGAUACUCAGAUCGGUAUAGACGGUUGGCUGAAGGAGAACGAGGAUAUUGGCCGAGAGGAGGCAGAGCAUAAAGCGGAUAUUAUUCGAACAGUCGACAAGUUCAAAAAACCUCUGAUGAUGCUCGUGGAGGAAAACCAUUCUUUCCAAAGAAAGAAGGCGAGCAUUUAA